CUUUUCAACCAGAAUUUGGGGAAGGAGCAUUGACAUUGAACGUCAAAGAGGCCCAUACCUGACUUCACCUCGUGACGCCUCAUGGAACGGGACGGCUCGGAAAUUGUUAAUGACACCUCGGACUGCCUUGGCCCUGAUCAUAGAUUCUUCAUUUCUUUCACCCUUUGUACACUAUAAGCCUGUAAAUCAUGGGCUGCUAUUCGCGACUCCGGUAGCAACUAACAUACCGCCAAGUUUGCGAACAACGCACUACUCUAUGUUUCUGUGACACGAUACCGACGCCAGUUCGUCACAGCAGACAUCGCGAUAUAUCGUUUAAUUGUCUUUGACCAAACAACUUUCCUUCUCGCACAACUCAAGAAAUACACCACAAAACCUUUGAAAAACGAAAGGAACCGGUCAUACAGUGCCAUGGAUUCUCAACAAGAAGACCCCAACAAGCUUAAACUUGAAGUAUCAGAGCAACACCACAACAACGACGAUGGACAACAAUCUACAACACUAAUCACGGAUACUCAUGGAGAUGUCGCCUACCCUGCUCCUAUCCCACGCCCAAUACAAUCCCCCGAAAGUCCGUUGUCGCCGCGAAGCCCAAAGGAGAACAUCGACCCUGGCGACGGCGUUAAACAAACACCAGUCCAGUCAGAGCCUGCACAUCUGCCAACGGCAGACGAUUCAAUCUCACCUAAGAAGUCGCCAGCCCAAAAGAGUCGACCGAGACCGACCAAGUCCUGGCAGACUGAGCAACCGCGGCGCGCUCAUCACCACCGUUCCUACUUUCGUCCCGGUCCAGCCAGAGCUGGCACCUCAUAUUUGAACAAGGCGAUCUGGGAAGCACCAGAGGACCCAAGGCUCAGCUCAAGUGAUAGUUCGGUAGCAUCGGCUGGCGAGGAUGAGCCGCAAACCAGCCAGCAGGAAUCUCAUCAUAGUGAGCACAAGAAGAAAGCAGGCGAGAAAGCAAGUAGGAAGGCGAGCCACGAUGAGGGUAAAUACGGCCAUUUCAGCAUUGGUAAUCAGAACUACCAAACAUCCGGCAAGGUCAAAAAGGACGGUCGUUUGCGCAUCACGGUCAACGAAACUGCAGGCACUGGAUACUUGACUAAGGCUCUGGGUGCAGCUGUCAAUAAGGUUACUCCUGCAAAGGCUGAACAAGCGGACAGGGUGUCAACUCUCAAAAUUCCCGAAAGCCCACGCCGGUCAUCUUCUUCAACAGCUGUUACGGAUCCCAGACCUCAAGCACGCUUAAACAUUGUGAUCAUGGUUAUUGGUUCACGAGGAGAUGCCCAACCCUUCUUGAAGAUAGGCAAGGUUUUGAAAGAGGAUUAUGGACACCGAGUACGCAUCGCUACACAUCCAGCGUUUCGCGAAUUUGUCGAAAAAGAUUCCGGUCUUGAGUUCUUCUCUGUCGGGGGUGAUCCAUCAGAGCUCAUGGCUUUUAUGGUCAAGAAUCCAGGUCUGAUCCCAACGCUUGAGACAGUCAAGGCUGGAGAUAUUGGGAGACGGCGAGCCGCAAUGGCCACCAUGUUUGAUGGUUUCUGGCGAGCAUGCAUCAAUGCCACAGACGACGAAUCGGACCGCCAGAACUUAAAGAUGAUGGGCGAAAAGGACCCUUUUGUCGCGGACGUCAUUAUUGCUAACCCUCCAAGCUUUGCACAUAUUCACUGCGCCGAAGCACUUGGUAUUCCUGUUCAUUUAAUGUUUACCUUUCCCUACACACCUACACAAGCUUUCCCUCAUCCCUUGGCAAGCAUCAAGAAUUCCAAUGUGGACCCUGGAUAUACAAACUUCAUCUCUUACCCCCUAGUCGAGAUGAUGGUAUGGCAAGGUCUGGGAGAUCUGGUCAACGAAUUUCGUGUCAAGACUUUAUCUCUAGAUCCUGUCUCGACUCUCUGGGCUCCAGGUGCAACAUAUCGCCUGCAUGUGCCAUUCACAUAUUUGUGGUCACCGGGUCUUGUCCCAAAGCCACAAGACUGGGGAAGCGAGGUUGACGUGGCUGGCUUCGUAUUUCUUGACUUGGCUUCAACUUUUGAGCCACCGAAGGAACUGGAGGAAUUUCUAGCAGCUGGGGAGACUCCAAUCUACAUUGGGUUUGGAUCGAUUGUUGUUGAUGAUGCAGACAAAUUCACACAAAUGAUCUUCAAAGCUGUUGAGUUGGCUGGAGUUCGUGCCCUGGUAUCUAAGGGCUGGGGUGGACUUGGUGGUGACGAUGUUCCGGAGAAUAUCUUCAUGCUUGACAACACCCCCCAUGACUGGCUUUUCCCGAGAGUCAAGGCAUGCGUCAUUCACGGAGGCGCCGGAACAACAGCCAUUGCGCUCAAGUGUGGCAAGCCUACAAUGAUCGUUCCCUUCUUCGGCGACCAAAACUUUUGGGGUAAGAUGGUGAGCAACGCAAAUGUUGGACCGGAGCCAGUGCCAUACAAACACCUGAACGCCGAAAAGCUUGCUGAAGGUAUUGAAUUUUGUCUUACUGAAAAAGCAAGAGAUGCUGCUGGAGCAAUCGCCAAACGAAUCGCAGAGGAGGGUGAUGGCGCUGUUAAUGCCGUCAAAGAGUUUCACAGACAGCUGAACCUAAGGAGCCCGAGUCUCUUGCGAUGCUCCCUUCUCAAAGAUCACACAGCCGUUUGGGAGUUGAAAAACACCAAUAUUAAACUGGGUGCUUUGGCUGCCGACAUCCUAGUGGACAACGGCCUGUUGACCUGGAAGCGCCUGAGACUUCUCAGGCAUGUGGAAUGGAAUGACUUUGAAGGUCCCGGCGAACCUGUCACAGGAAUUGCCGGAUCCAUAGCUAGCACAGUCGGUGAAGCGUUUCACGGCGUUGCAAGCGUUCCUUACCAUUGGGCAAAAAGAACAAGAUCAAUCAGCAAGAAGAAGAAUCAGAGGAAUGCUAAGAAAUCUAAGAAGUCGGGCAACAGCAUAACACGACACAAUCCGGCGGACUCUGAUGACCCAGUGGAUGCUGCCUCGUUGCGCACUGAGACGACAGCUGGGGACACCGGAGGUCAGUAUGUGGGCGACAUAGCGAGCGGUGUGGAAAGGACAGCUACUGCCAUUGCCAAGGCACCAGUGGACCUCUCGAUGGCACUCGCCCAAGGCUUUCACAAUGCUCCUCGACUCUAUGGCGACAAUACCGUACGACGUCCCAUUCGAGUGACAGGCUUCCAUUCUGGCCUCCGGGCCGCCCGGCAUGAGUUUGCGUAUGGAGUCUACGAUGGCUUCACAGGAGUAGUUCGCCUGCCGGUUCGUGGAGCAAAAGAAAAUGGACCGAUUGGAUUCGUCAAGGGCACAGGUAUGGGAUUGACAGGCUUGGUCCUCAAAAACCUCUCUGCUAUUGUUGGCCCGAUCGGAUACACACUCAAAGGUGUCGUGAAGCAGGCUGAGCGGUCCAAGACGCCCCAGAAAUACAUCCGCCGGGCUCGCAUUGUCCAAGGGCAGAGGGAGUAUAAGGCGCUCCCAGAAGACCAGCGAAAGCAGUUGGAAAAGGAAAUUAUGGAGGGAUGGCAUAUAAUGGAUGAGUUGAGAGAGAAGAUCCAGGAUUUGGAGAAGCAAAGAGGCAUAGCGGGACAGAUCGAUCGAGUUCUCCUCGACACGGAAGCCAUUUUCGAAGACGUGGACGUUGCCAAGAGAUCCCUGGAAGCGCUCAAACAGGGAAAGGCCCUAGAAGAUGUGGUAGACCCAGAUCGAGACCGAGGUCGUGAUGGAGGAAAAUCCGAGCGAAAUCGAAGUAUGUCGAUUCGGAGAUCGUUUAAUUUGACAAAGAAGUCGAGGGAGGAAAAACGCCUCACAUCGCUGGCUGAUGCCGAGGAGAGCACAAAGACAGGCGGGGCAGAUGAAGGACCUGCUGAGAUGGAUAGACUGACCGUGCCAGCAAGGUAGCAUCGUUUGCUCGUGGGGAAGUGCAUGGCGUUGGGUUGCUGUGGUCUUUGAACGCAUAUCAUAUACCCAAGGAUCCUGUUUUAGACUAUAGUCACUGUAAGCUUAUUGAACUGUAUAAUUUCGUGAUAAAAAGUGUC
This is a messenger RNA of Fusarium odoratissimum NRRL 54006, 4010 nucleotides long. RefSeq lists its product as uncharacterized. Bases 412 to 3873 code for a protein of 1153 amino acids. Gene Ontology annotation, molecular function: UDP-glycosyltransferase activity; hexosyltransferase activity. The record is from RefSeq and is a predicted model, not a curated record. The transcript has a single exon. Lineage: Eukaryota; Fungi; Ascomycota; Sordariomycetes; Hypocreales; Nectriaceae. Gene Ontology annotation, biological process: carbohydrate metabolic process.